Aspergillus puulaauensis is the source of this 1488-nucleotide messenger RNA. RefSeq names its product cytochrome c oxidase assembly protein cox15 (gene cox15). Gene Ontology annotation, molecular function: oxidoreductase activity, acting on NAD(P)H, heme protein as acceptor. The record is from RefSeq and is a predicted model, not a curated record. Gene Ontology annotation, cellular component: mitochondrial inner membrane. Lineage: Eukaryota; Fungi; Ascomycota; Eurotiomycetes; Eurotiales; Aspergillaceae. The transcript has 2 exons. Bases 1 to 1488 code for a protein of 495 amino acids. Gene Ontology annotation, biological process: heme A biosynthetic process.
AUGGCGUCUCUGGGGAAUUCCGUUCUCCUAUUUCGACGGCUUGCGCCGCGGCUGUCUAAAGAAUUGUUUACCUGCCGCCAGUGCCUUGUUCGGACCCAAAACUAUGGAACCAGAACGACUCCCCGUACACCCUCCGUUCCCUUCGCUCGGAACACCGGCAGCAUCAAUGCGGCGUCUCUGAAAAGCAAGGCGAGGAAGGCAUUUGCGCGAUGCGCUUCUGAUUCCGCUGCCGUAAAUGGUGCGAAACCAGAGACGUCAAAGUCAAGUUUCCCUGGUGUUAGCGAUAAGACCGUGGCAUAUUGGUUACUCGGAAGCGCGGUUAGUGUCUUUGGUAUCGUGGUUUUCGGAGGCCUUACUAGGCUAACGGAGUCUGGACUGAGCAUUACGGAAUGGCGCCCUGUUACUGGUUCUCUUCCUCCUAUGAACGCCGAAGACUGGGAAUCCGAGUUCGCGAAAUACCGUGCUUCACCCGAGUUUCAGCUCUUGAACCCAACGAUGACACUCUCCGAAUUCAAGUCUAUCUACUAUAUGGAAUGGAUCCACCGUAUCUGGGGUCGAUUUGUCGGGCUCUCCUUCGUUUUGCCGGCUAUCUACUUUGUUGCUCGGAAGAAGGUCAGCAAGCCCAUGGCUUUACGGCUGGCUGGUAUUUCAGGCUUGAUCGGAUUCCAGGGUUUUAUCGGUUGGUGGAUGGUCAAAUCAGGGCUCAAGGACGACCUCUUUGCUCCGGGCAGUACACCUCGUGUUAGUCAAUACCGCUUGACAGCGCACCUUGGGGCCGCGUUUGUCUGCUAUGUCGCAAUGCUUUGGAACGGUCUCGCUAUUCUGCGGUCCCAUCGUCUCCUGUCUGACCCGGAUGCUGGAAUCAAAUUGCUGGAGUCACUCAGGGAUCCGAAGCUUAAACUUUUCCGUCGAUCUGUUGCCGGUUUGGCCCUCCUUGUUUUUGUCACUGCCAUGUCGGGUGGUCUUGUUGCUGGCCUAGAUGCCGGGCUUAUCUAUAAUGAAUUCCCAUACAUGGGUAACGGAUUUGCACCUCCAUCUUCGGAACUGUUUGAUAAAAAAUACUCGCGACACGAGGACCGCUCAGACUUGUGGUGGAGAAACAUCCUGGAGAACCCCUCUCUCGUUCAACUGGACCACCGUAUCCUGGCUAUGACAACAUUCACAUCCAUCAUGGCUCUUUGGGCGUACACACGCAGAUCACCAAACGUGAAGCGCUUCCUACCGCCAGCUGCCAAGAAGGCUGUACACGGUGUCGUCGGCUUUGCCUGCUUGCAGGUCGGACUUGGUCUAACGACUUUACUGUACCUCGUUCCUCUUCCUCUGGCCUCAGCCCACCAGGCUGGAAGCUUGUUCCUUCUGACAUGGGUUCUCGUCCUUGGUAGCCGCGUCUGGCACCCAUCGCGGACCGCCAAACUGCUGCAGAUGGCAGCAAAGGCGCGUGGCCAUACUGCGUCAAAUGCCGCCCGCCACAUUCCCCCCAAGCUGUAA